Molecule: messenger RNA, 2514 nt
Organism: Juglans microcarpa x Juglans regia
Lineage: Eukaryota; Viridiplantae; Streptophyta; Magnoliopsida; Fagales; Juglandaceae
Product: sodium/hydrogen exchanger 2
Exons: 15
Coding region: 530-2152 (540 amino acids)
Biological process (GO): regulation of stomatal closure; proton transmembrane transport; regulation of pH
Cellular component (GO): membrane
Molecular function (GO): sodium:proton antiporter activity
Source: RefSeq, a predicted model, not a curated record
CGUCUUCCCGAACCACACGUCUCUCGAUCUCUGUCUUUUCUCUCUCGUAGAUUUUCUUCCAUUUUCUUCCGUCUCUUUCCAGAACUUUCAACAUUUCUUAAAUUUUCUGAGCCAUCUCUCUCUCUCUCUCUCUCUCUCUCUUCCCCAGGCAAAUUUGGCGUAACUGAGCUUGUAGCUAUCCUCAGGUUCGUGCAUUGUGGCGACUUGCGAGAAUCGUAGUGCUCUAGAUCUUGCGUUGCCCUAGGAAUUCGAAGCAGAGAUUGAUUGCUUGCUCUCUUUCUCUGUUCUUCGAAUUCUCUGAUUCCGUUUUUCGUUUCAUAUGCGCCAAUUCGCAAGCUUCUUGCGUCCGAUUUGUUAUCUGUGCAUGUGUCCUGGGAGUGCUUUGGAUUGGUUUGAUUGUUGAGAUCCAAAGGUAUUUUUGAGAUGGACAGUUCGGAGACAUAGAUUCAGUAGAUUGUUCGCUCUAAAGGAAAUCUAAAUUCUUAUAGAUCAACUAUCAUAGAUUGGUUCUAUAGUGAGAGGUGAAAUAAUGGCUAUCGGAUUGAGUUCUGUCAUCCCGAAGUUGCAAAUGCUAUACACUUCCGAUCAUGCCUCGGUGGUUUCGAUGAACCUCUUCGUGGCACUCCUUUGUGCUUGUAUUGUGAUUGGCCAUCUUCUUGAGGAGAACCGAUGGAUGAACGAGUCUAUCACUGCCCUUGUGAUUGGUGUGUGUACCGGAGUUGUUAUUCUGCUUACAAGUGGGGGGAAAAGCUCUCAUAUUUUCGUCUUCAGUGAAGAUCUUUUUUUUAUAUACCUUCUGCCGCCAAUAAUAUUUAAUGCUGGUUUUCAGGUGAAAAAGAAGCAGUUUUUCCGUAACUUUGUUACUAUUGUGCUGUUUGGUGCUGUGGGUACAUUAAUAUCCUGUGGGAUCAUAUCCUUAGGUGUUAUUCAGUUCUUCAAGAAAUUGGAUAUUGGCUCACUGGAUAUUGGGGAUUAUCUAGCAAUUGGUGCAAUAUUUGCUGCAACGGAUUCUGUCUGUACAUUACAGGUGCUUAAUCAGGACGAGACACCUUUACUCUACAGUCUUGUAUUUGGGGAGGGUGUCGUAAAUGAUGCAACAUCAGUGGUUCUUUUCAAUGCUAUCCAGAGCUUUGACCUCACUCAUAUUGACCCCAGGAUUGCCUUGCAUUUUAUUGGCAACUUCCUUUAUUUGUUUCUCACAAGCACAAUGCUCGGGGUGAUGACUGGGCUGCUUAGUGCUUACAUCAUCAAAAAGCUUUAUUUUGGCAGGCACUCUACAGAUCGUGAAGUUGCUCUUAUGAUGCUCAUGGCAUACCUUUCAUAUAUGAUGGCUGAAUUGUUCUAUUUGAGUGGCAUUCUUACUGUAUUCUUUUGUGGGAUUGUAAUGUCGCAUUACACCUGGCACAAUGUAACUGAGAGUUCAAGGGUCACCACCAAGCAUGCUUUUGCAACCUUUUCAUUUGUUGCUGAGAUUUUUAUCUUCGUUUAUGUUGGAAUGGAUGCCUUGGACAUUGAAAAGUGGAAAUUUGUCAGUGACAGUCCUGGAACAUCAGUUGCAGUGAGUUCAAUACUUGUAGCCCUGAUUAUGGCAGGAAGAGCAGCCUUUAUUUUCCCCUUGUCAUUAUUAAUCAACUUAGCAAAAAAAUCUCCAAAUGAAAAAAUCAGCUUCAGGCAGCAAGUCGUAGUAUGGUGGGCUGGUCUCAUGAGAGGUGCUGUGUCUAUAGCCCUUGCUUAUAAUCAGUUCACAAGGUCAGGGCAUACUCAAUUGCGAGCGAAUGCAAUCAUGAUCACCAGCACCAUAACUGUUGUUCUUUUCAGCACAGUGGUGUUUGGUUUGUUGACUAAACCUCUUAUAAGGUUCUUGCUACCCCAGCCAAAACACACAACCAGCAUGUUAUUGUCAUCAGAUCCAUCGACUCCAAAAUCAGUCACUGUGCCUCUUCUUGGAGAGGGGCAGGAUUCUGAGUUUGACCUCCCCCAAGUUGUCAGGCCAAAUAGCAUACGCGCACUCCUGAGGACUCCUACUCACACUGUUCAUCAUUACUGGCGUAAGUUUGAUAAUGCCUUCAUGCGUCCGGUAUUUGGUGGCCGGGGUUUUGUUCCCUUUGUUCCUGGAUCACCAACGGAACGGAGUUUCCAACAAGAGCAAUGAGAGGGCAGCCAAGCAAAGUUGUACAAUGUGUUGUAAAUUACAUACAUCUUCCGGAGAAUAAAGCGCAGAUGCCAUUGGAUCAGCUUGUGAAAUAUUUCGUGCACUUUCGGGUAGUGAGAAGAUGUGUAUCAUAAUCUUGUGAAAUUGCUUUAUGUCUUGUAUAGCUGAUCUGAUCGUGUUUGCCCCAAGCGUUUGAAGGGAUUUGCCCUCUUUUUUGCAAUUGUUUUUAGAUCUCGUCUGUUGACAUUAUUAUUUUUGUGAGGACAAUAUUUCAGGAGCUUCAAGUUAUUGUAAUGCCUGCCUUUUCAAGACGUGUUUUUGUAAUGAUAAAACAAUGAAAUGCCAUAUAUUUGAGCUGCAAA